This is a messenger RNA of Melanotaenia boesemani (Boeseman's rainbowfish), 2314 nucleotides long. It is a transcript of the gene trim105, whose product is annotated as tripartite motif containing 105. The coding region runs from base 311 to 1612 and encodes 433 amino acids. The transcript has 7 exons. Lineage: Eukaryota; Metazoa; Chordata; Actinopteri; Atheriniformes; Melanotaeniidae. Gene Ontology annotation, molecular function: metal ion binding; protein binding. The record is from RefSeq and is a predicted model, not a curated record.
CAUAUCACAGAGUUAGAUAGCUUUGGUUUUGUCUUAAUUUAAGCUUCGGGCGACUGUGUGCGACUAAACGCCAGCAGGAUCCAGGCAGUGCAAAAUAAACAAACCGUCUGAUCAAACGUUGCUUUUGCUACACAAAUUACAAGCUAGCUUACAGAGCCCCGUGAUUCACCGCCUGAUUUCCACUACUGGUCACUUUGAUUAAUGCUUCCACUUGAAACGGACGUUGUUAGCACUUUAAAAGUGUGCACACGUCUUGAAGGGGAGGGGAUAAAGAAACGAAAAAAAAAAAAAAAAAAAAAAAAAAAAAUUAAUGAUGGCUGCUGCUGCUCCACCCACCAAAUGCAGCCUGAGAGAGGACCUAACAUGUGCCAUAUGCUGUGACCUGUUUCGGGAGCCUGUAAUGCUGUCCUGUAUGCACCACUUUUGCAAAUCUUGCAUAUCCAGGUACUGGAGGGGAUCGCUGAGGACUGUAACCUGCCCACAGUGCCGCAAGGAGUUUAGCUCUAAGCAUUUUCAAACUAACUACCUUGUGGCAGCCAUGGUGGAGAAAGUCCGCUCCACCACCUCAGAUACUCACAUCAAGAACAUAGAGAAACAGCUGCGAGAAACUUUGGAGAGCCACCGCCUGAAGAAGGACGACUUCAUCAAAAGUAUUUGCAAAGACAAAGACAAGAUUAAUACUAUAAAGAGAGUUGGGGCUGAUCUGGAGGCACGUGUUAAAGGCGACUUUAGAGCUCUUCAUCAAAUCCUGGAGGAGGAGGAAACCUGUAUGCUGGAGCAACUGAGAAGGAAGCAAGAGGAGGAGCUGGAGAAAGUCCAGCGCCACUUGGAGGUCUUAGAGUUGGCCAUGAGGGAGCUGGAAAACAAUAUGCAAGUGCUGCAGAGGUUUGGCACAGCCAUGGACGACAUCACACCCACUCAGCUUCCUCAGCUAAGACCAUGUAUGCAAGUGGAUAUUGCUCCAGAUUUUAAUAUAAAUACCUUCAGCAGCAAAUUCUUGGCUCCAUUACAGUACAUCACAUGGAGAAGGAUGUUUAAGUCCCUGAAGCCAGCUCCUUCCCCAUUAACGUUCGACAUCGACACAGCUCACCCGAGCAUUCGUGUCGACAGGGACAAAACCAUCGCAGUCGAAAAUGAAGUAAUGACCCAACAUACAAGCCACAGCAAACGCUUCCUCCAGUGUGUCAACGUCCUGGCUACCCAGAGCUUCCAGUCAGGUCGACACUACUGGGAAGUAGAAGUGGGCUCCAGCCCUAAAUGGGAUCUGGGUGUUGCAUCUGAGGCAGUAGACAGGCACGCUCGGAUCAAGCUGAGCCCGGAAAAUGGCUACUGGACCCUGCGACUGCGUAAUGGAAACGAGUACUGGGCUGGAACGCAGCCAUGGAUGAGGCUACAGCUCCGAUCCUCCCCGCAGAGGGUUGGGGUUUACUUAGAUUGCGAUGAGAGGAAAGUGACCUUCUACGACGCAGAUGAUAUGAGUCUGCUCUGCUCGUUCAGCAACGGGCCGAGGGGCAAAGUGUUCCCUUUCUUCAGCCCAUGCAUUAGUGACAACAGACACAGAACCCACCCUUUAAAACUCAUCCAUUACCCUGCCGUGGCUCUGUCUGACUAGCUGCAGUCAGUCGAUUCUUAAACUGUCCAUUCACAGAUUUACCAAAGGCUAUUAUCAUUCAGCAUUUGCAAAGCGGUGUUGCCAUUAUUUGCAUCAUCUUUUCAUAUAACAAGGAGUUCAUUUGAAGCUGUUUUUAUUUUUUCCAUGGUGUAAUCAUUCUGAAGAGGCUCAUUCAGUAAGCAGCUUAAUUGCAUUGAGGAAAAAACUGUUCCAGUUUAGAUGAAACAAAGUACAUUUGAUGAUUUACUAGUUUUUAAAUAUAUGUAAAUGGUUGAUCUUCUGAAUGAAAAUCUGGAUGAUUAUCCUUCAUCAUGACAGACCAUCUGCAGUCUUUUCUGUAGAAGGUUUUUUUUAACUCACCUUGAAAUGUAAUCAGCGUGAUGGAAAUAAGUGUUUUAUUGUGUAAUUUUUCAUUUGAUUAAAUUGUUCACUUUUUAUACUUGAGUUUCAAAUGAGGCUGUUUUGUCCGUUAGCUUUUAAGCCAAAUGUGAUUUCUGAUGAAGUUACACUUAAUCAUGUUAUGUGCCUUAUUUUAAACACGCAUGUAUAUAUUGUAUCUUUGAUCUUUGCAGUCUGUCUUUGCAUGUAGUAGUUAUAUACAAACUGUAAAUCCAUUCUCAGUCAUAUCCUGGUUAAUAAGCCAUGUAUUGUAAAACCCACUGAUGCAAAUAAUAAAUCACUUUUUCUUCUUCUGUUUUUUUU